CGCAGGUUCUCAGGAAAAAAAAAAAAAAAAAGGAAGGAAGCUCUCUCUCUCUCUCUCUCUCUCUCUCUCUUUACUGUUUGAAUCUGAAUUUUCCAUUUCUCUCAGUAUAAAUUUCUCCAAUUCCGAAUCGAAUUCCAAUCUUUCUCAGUUGGAUUUCGUUUCAAGUAAAAGCUGCUUCAGCUUCAAGCACUUCUUCUUCUUCUUCAGCUUUCCGGUCAAGUCUUCCGGCGUCUGAUUCGUGCUCCGGCGUCGUUUUGCCUCCGGAUUCAGCUGCGUAAUGGCGAAGCGUGCAUACAAGCUGCAGGAGUUUGUGGCGCAUUCUGACAAUAUUAACUGUCUAAAUAUUGGGAAAAAGGCGUGCCGACUUUAUGUCACCGGUGGUGACGAUCACAAAGUCAAUCUAUGGACAAUUGGCAAACCUACUGCGUUAAUGAGUCUCACUGGUCAUACAAGUCCAGUUGAAUCUGUAGCUUUUAAUUCAGCAGAAGUUUUGGUGCUUGCUGGAGCUUCUACUGGUGCAACAAAAAUAUGGGAUCUGGAGGAAACAAAGAUGGUUCGCACACUUACCGGACACAGAUCCAGCUGUUCUUCUGUUGAAUUUCAUCCAUUUGGUGAGUUCUUUGCUUCUGGUUCCAUGGACACUAAUCUGAAGAUCUGGGACAUUAGAAAGAAGGGAUGCAUCCACACAUACAAAGGUCAUACUCAAGGCAUUAGUACUAUUAAGUUCACUCCUGAUGGUCGAUGGGUAGUUUCUGGUGGGUUUGACAAUGUUGUAAAGGUGUGGGAUCUAACUGCUGGGAAGCUCUUGCAUGAUUUUAAAUUCCAUGAAGGACAUAUUCGGUCUAUAGAUUUUCAUCCCCUUGAGUUUCUCUUGGCCACAGGUUCUGCAGACAGAACUGUGAAAUUCUGGGAUUUGGAAACUUUUGAACUGAUUGGAUCUACCAGGCCUGAGCCUACAGGAGUACGCGCAAUUACUUUCCACCCUGAUGGGAGGACAAUAUUUUCUGGAUUGGAUGACAGUUUGAAGGUUUAUUCAUGGGAGCCUGUAAUAUCCCAUGAUUCUGUUGAUAUGGGAUGGUCAAGACUUGCUGACUUAUGCAUUCAUGACGGGAAGCUAUUGGGAUGCUCUUACUAUCGAAAUUCUAUUGGAGUCUGGGUUGCGGAUGUGUCGCUUAUUAAGCCAUAUGGAGCUGGUUCAACACCUGAGCAAAAUGACUGUUUAGAUGAGAAAUCUCAUGUAAAGUUGCAAGGAAUCAUGGAGAAGGUAGAGACUGGUAUAAGGGGUCCGGGUUUCCGCUGUACGUCUCCUGAUUAUGACACAAAGGAAAUAAAGAACAUAUAUGUUGAUUGUAAGUUUAUAUCGUUUCCUGUGAACUUUUUUUUUUUUGGUUUUUUUUUUUGUUGGUUUUAUUCCAAUUUGGUGCUUCCAUCCAUAUUUUUGAUGUUGACUUAUUUUGUUAAUGUUUCAGGAAAUGGAUCCCUCAAUAACAGCAAGGAAGUGAGCCCCAUUAAAGUUGUCAAUGGAGUUGCCGUUGUACCAGGAAGGACUCGCACCCUGGUUGAGAGAUUUGAAAGGAGAGAGAGAUUUAGUAGCAAUGACGAUCAAGCAACUGGCGUAUUUGGUCCCGUGAUACCUGAAUAUCAAGCAACCAGCAUAUCUCGUACUGUGAUACCUGAAGAUCAAGCAAGUAGCAUAUCUAGUCCUGUGAUGCCUGAAGAUCAAGCAACUAGCAUAUGUAGUCCCGUGAUACAUGAAAUGGAUAAAACAUUCACCAUGCAGCGAGAAGAAGAACCUCAAAUUUCUGGGAGGCACAUGUCAUCUGCAAACAAUGAUCCUGCUGAAGAUCUGGUGCAAACUCAUGAUGCAUUCCUAAGUACCCUUCGAUCCCGCCUGACAAAACUGCAGGUGGUGAGGCAUUUUUGGGAACGAAAUGAUAUUAAGGGUGCUAUCAGUGCUAUCAGAAAGCUGCCAGAUCAUUCGGUACAAGCAGAUGUGAUUAGUGUUCUCCUGGAGAAAAUGGAUAUUCUGACAUUAGAUCUCUUUUCGUGUUUGCUGCCUGUGCUUCUGGGCUUACUUGAUAGCAAAAUUGAGAGGCAUGCAAAUGUGUCAUUGGAGAUGCUGUUGAAGCUAGUAGCAGUCUUUGGCCCAGUGAUACGGUCUACCAUUUCAGCACCUCCAGCGGUCGGAGUCAAUCUUCAGGCAGAGCAAAGGCUGGAGUGCUGCAACCAAUGCUCUGUGCACCUGCAAAAGAUCCAGAAAAUUCUCCCAGUCUUUGUAAGGAAGGGGGGCGUGCUGGCAAGAUGUGCUCUAGAAUUGAAUCUAAUUCUUCAAGAGUCAUAACAGAUACUGUCUGUCAGAACUGCAAAAAGGUGGCUUCGCUGAUAUAAUGUGUAACAGGAUUGCAUACACAUUCAUCCCAAGUUACAGUUCCUAUCACAAUUGUCUCAAUGCUCUCUACCUCCUCUAGUCAUACGCCAAGUCACUUAAUAUUGAUAGACUAGAGCUCAGGAAUUUUGUGAGGCAAAGAUUAAGCAAUAUCAGUCUUGCCUGAGGAGCUUGAAGACAGUAGUCAUCCCUUCCUAGAGUCAUCUUCGGCAUUACUUAAUAUUGGUAUACUAGAGCUCAAGAAUUUUGAGGAGUCUUGCCUGAGGAGCUUCAAGACAGGAGAAGUGAUCCCUGCAGUAUUCGCGUUCAGGCAUUGCGCAAAUUCUCCUGAUUUUGAUGGUCUGAUGUGGGAGAUUGCAGUUUGUGUCUUCAUUACCAUGUAUCUAAUUCUUAUAUAUGUAUGUACAUUGCAAUGUAGAUCCUUCAAUGAUAUAAAUAUAAAAAUUAAAAAUAUAUGUUCCUUCAAAA
Messenger RNA from Rosa rugosa (rugosa rose), 2854 nucleotides. RefSeq names its product katanin p80 WD40 repeat-containing subunit B1 homolog KTN80.2-like. The transcript has 18 exons. NCBI's taxonomy places the organism in Eukaryota, Viridiplantae, Streptophyta, Magnoliopsida, Rosales, Rosaceae. Gene Ontology annotation, cellular component: katanin complex. The record is from RefSeq and is a predicted model, not a curated record. Gene Ontology annotation, biological process: microtubule depolymerization; microtubule severing. The coding region runs from base 278 to 2341 and encodes 687 amino acids. Gene Ontology annotation, molecular function: microtubule binding.